Molecule: messenger RNA, 4591 nt
Organism: Odocoileus virginianus texanus
Lineage: Eukaryota; Metazoa; Chordata; Mammalia; Artiodactyla; Cervidae
Gene: TP53BP2
Product: tumor protein p53 binding protein 2
Biological process (GO): regulation of apoptotic process
Cellular component (GO): nucleus
Molecular function (GO): p53 binding
Source: RefSeq, a predicted model, not a curated record
GCCAGGCCCGGGGAUUAGUUGGUUUCGGAGCCGAGGAGGGAGCCCGGGCCGUGGCGAGCGCCGAGCAGACAAAGCCACGUACGGGGGGGCCCGGCCGGAGGUGGGCUCGGGGCUCGGUGGCGCCCCAGCCCGCACUGAGAGCUCUGGGGAUCCGCACGCCGCCCCGCCACCCGCCGCCUCUUUGCAACAGGUCCGCCGCCUCCGGGCGGCCUCCCUCUGCGCUCCCCUCCCCCGUGCCGUGCGACCCCCCCCACCCCGGGGCGCCUCCGCUUGGCUCCGGGCCGUCAUCUCGCCACCAGCUUCGAUGCGGUUCGGGUCCAAAAUGAUGCCGAUGUUUCUCACUGUGUACCUCAGCAAUGAUGAGCAGCACUUCACAGAAGUCCCUGUCACUCCGGAAACCAUCUGCAGGGACGUGGUGGACUUGUGCAAAGAACCUGGCGAGAGCGAUUGCCACCUGGCCGAAGUGUGGUGUGGCGCUGAACGUCCAGUUGCCGAUAAUGAGCGAAUGUUCGACGUCCUGCAGCGGUUUGGAAGUCAGAGGAGUGAAGUUCGGUUCUUCCUUCGCCACGAACGCCCCCCUGGUAGGGAUGUUGUGAGUGGACCAAGGUCUCAGGAUCCAAGUUUAAAAAGAAAUGGUGUAAAAGUUCCAGGUGAACAUCGAAGAAAGGAGAAUGGCGUUAAUAGUCCUAGAAUGGAUCUGACACUUGCUGAACUUCAGGAAAUGGCAUCCCGCCAGCAGCAACAGAUUGAGGCCCAGCAACAAAUGCUGGCCACUAAGGAACAGCGGUUGAAGUUUUUGAAACAGCAAGAUCAGCGUCAACAGCAACAAGCAGCUGAACAAGAAAAGCUUAAGAGGCUCAAAGAAAUAGCUGAGAAUCAGGAAGCGAAGCUGAAAAAAGUGAGAGCACUUAAAGGCCACGUGGAACAGAAGAGGCUAAGCAAUGGGAAACUUGUGGAGGAAAUUGAACAGAUGAAUAGUUUGUUCCAGCAAAAGCAGAGGGAGCUUGUUCUGGCUGUGUCAAAAGUAGAGGAACUUACGAGACAACUGGAGAUGCUGAAGAACGGCAGGAUUGACGGUCACCAUGACAACCAGUCCGCGGUGGCUGAGCUCGAUCGGCUCUACAAGGAGCUUCAGUUAAGAAACAAACUGAACCAGGAGCAGAAUGCCAAGCUGCAACAACAGAGGGAGUGUUUGAAUAAGCGCAAUUCAGAAGUGGCGGUGAUGGACAAGCGUGUUAAUGAGCUCAGGGACCGGCUGUGGAAGAAGAAGGCGGCCCUGCAGCAGAAAGAGAACCUUCCAGUCUCGUCUGAUGGACACGUGCCCCAGCCGGGGGCGUCGGGGCCGAGUCGCGUGGCCGCGGUCGGCCCCUACAUCCAGUCGUCGACUAUGCCCCGGAUCCCGUCGCGGCCUGAACUUCUGGUGAAGCCAGCCCUGCCCGACGGGCCCGGGGCCAUGCAGGCUUCUGAGGGGCCCAUGAAAGUCCAGACGCUGCCCAACAUGAGAUCUGGGGCCUCUUCGCAAGCAAAAGGCUCUAAAAUCCAUCUGCUUGGCCCUGAUUGGACUCCUCCAAAUGCAGAUCUUUUCUCUAGCCAAGCCUCUGCCUCUGUGUCUAAAAGCUCCGGGAACGUUCCAGACCAAGUGGAUGAUGGCGAGGUUCCGUUGAGGGAGAAGGAGAAGAAAGUGCGUCCCUUUUCGAUGUUUGACACUGUGGACCAGUCUGCCGCCCCACCUGCCUUCGGUACCCUGAGGAAGAACCAGAGCAGUGAAGACAUUCUGAGGGAUGCUCAGGCUGCAAAUAAAAAUGUGGCUAAGGUACCACCUCCUGUCCCAUCAAAACCAAAACAGAUAAAUUUGCCUUAUUUCGGACAAACUAACCAGUCACCAUCCGACAUGAAGCCAGACGGAACUGCUCCGCAGUUGUCAGCAGCUGUUGCAUCCAUGGGAGGUAAACCCAAACCCGCAGUGCCACAGCAGAGGGUCCUGCUGGCCCCCGGCGGGCCUUCAGUGGGCCCAGCAGACCAGACCCUUCCUCCAGGUCCUAAGCAAGAGAGUCCCCCUGCUGCCGCUGUCCGACCCUUCACGCCUCAACCUUCCAAGGAUGCCCUCCUUCCACCCUUCAGAAAACCCCAGACAGUGGCCGCCAGCUCCAUAUACUCCAUGUACACACAGCACCAGGCUCCUGGGAAAAACUUCCAACAGGCUGUGCAGAGCGCGCUGACCAAGCCCCAUCCCCGAGCACCCCACUUUCCAAGCGUGUAUGGCAAGCCUGUGAUUGCCGCGGCUCAGAACCAACAGCCCCCAGAGAACAUUUAUUCCAAUAACCAGGGCAAACCUGGGAGCCCAGAACCCGAAACAGAGCCUGUUUCUUCAGUUCAGGAGACCCACGAAAAUGAAAGGAUUCCUCGGCCGCUCAGCCCGACCAAAUUACUGCCUUUCCUAUCUAAUCCUUACCGAAAUCAGAGUGAUGCUGACCUGGAAGCCCUACGAAAGAAACUGUCGAAUGCACCCCGGCCGCUAAAGAAACGCAGCUCUAUUACAGAACCCGAGGGCCCUAAUGGGCCGAAUAUUCAGAAACUUCUCUAUCAGAGGACCACCAUCGCCGCCAUGGAGACCAUUUCUGUCCCAGCUUACCCAUCCAAGUCUGCUUCUGGGACUGCCAGCCCGGAAAGCCCGCUGGAGAUCCAGAAUCCGUAUUUGCCUGUGGAGCCAGAGAAGGAGGUGGUCCCCCUGGUUCCUGAGCCGGCGUCCCUGGAGGAGGCUGGGAGCGCCAGUACAGAGAGCAGUGACGCGCCAGCUCCUCCUCCAGGCCUCGAGUAUGUGCCUGAAGGAGUCCCAGACAGCAGCCCAAAUUUCCAGAACAGCGUGGAAGAACCAAACCCAGAGGCACCCCCUCUGCUGGAAGUGUACCUGGAGGAGUACCCCCCCUACCCACCCCCGCCGUACCCAUCUGGGGAACCAGAAGGCCCAGGAGAAGACUCUGUGAGCUUGCGUCCACCUGAGAUCACCGGGCAGGUUUCUCUGCCUCCUGGCAAAAGGACAAACUUGCGUAAAACUGGUUCCGAGCGGAUCGCUCAUGGGAUGAGAGUGAAGUUCAACCCCCUUGCUCUGCUUCUAGAUUCCUCUUUGGAGGGAGAAUUUGACCUUGUACAGAGAAUUAUUUAUGAGGUUGAUGACCCAAGCCUGCCUAAUGAUGAAGGUAUUACAGCUCUUCAUAAUGCUGUGUGUGCAGGUCACACCGAAAUUGUGAAAUUCCUGGUACAGUUUGGUGUGAAUGUCAAUGCUGCUGACAGUGAUGGAUGGACCCCGCUGCACUGCGCUGCCUCCUGCAACAACGUCCAGGUGUGCAAGUUCUUGGUGGAGUCAGGAGCCGCUGUGUUUGCCAUGACCUACAGUGACAUGCAGACGGCUGCUGAUAAGUGUGAGGAGAUGGAAGAAGGCUACACCCAGUGCUCGCAAUUUCUGUAUGGAGUUCAGGAGAAAAUGGGCAUAAUGAAUAAAGGGGUCAUUUAUGCACUCUGGGACUAUGAACCUCAGAAUGAUGACGAGCUGCCCAUGAAAGAAGGAGACUGCAUGACAAUCGUGCGCAGGGAAGACGAAGAUGAGAUUGAAUGGUGGUGGGCCCGCCUGAACGACAAGGAAGGAUACGUUCCACGCAAUUUGCUGGGACUCUACCCAAGAAUUAAACCAAGACAAAGGAGCUUGGCUUGAAACUUUGCAGAUGUUUAGUUCAUGAAGAAUUAACCUCUGUUACCACUAAGAAGAAACAGUACGAUCGUUUGUGGCAGAAAUUUCUCAAGACUCAUUUUAGUGACAGUAACUUGAAAGCCAUGAAGAAGGAGCUCUGGAAACAGAUGAAGGCUUGGCCUUGGCUACUGUUGGUCAAGGAUGCUCAGCUCGAUGGAGCAGAGCUUGGCAGGAGGCUGAUGCACUGUGCUGGGCAAGGUGCGCUGUGUUGUACUCCGAAAGACACAUGGUGACAAUCCUGUUCUCUGCAAGAAGUGGGACCACUUAUUGGACUACUGGGGGCUCAGCUUCACGGCCUGCGUCCGUUGGUGUUCUUCAGCACCUGCCACAUCCCUGAGCUCCCACCAGAAGGACCAGUGCCUCCACGGUGCCAUCUCUGGUUGUCCCCCAGAACAGCGGGCCCGUGGGGGACUCGAUGGAGGUCCAAAGGCGCCGCACACUGUGUGUUGUCUGAGAAGGACUGUUGGAUGGUUGUCCGUGAGCAAUAACUUGGUGGUGUGAUUCCUUGUAGCGCCCUAUCUUUGAAAUAUUGAAACCACACUACACUACAGGUAGAUUUAGAUUGUUUUUAGGCUGAGAUUUGAAUCUAUAUUUAUUGUCUUUUGUAUCUCAGAAAUUAGAGACUUGCUAUAGACUUACUCAUGAUAUUUGUCAAGAUCAUAGUCGACUUUAAAAACAAUUGCAAUAAAAUUAAACUUUUUGAUUCUAAGCUUUUUACUGGCUUUAGUUUUUUAUGUCAUUAACAGCUGUGUUUCAAGUUCCUAAGUCAUUGGAAUAUCAUACUCUGCUGAAAAAUAGUAUUUCUUUACCAGCCAUGUGAUUAAAUAUAAGUAUUUCUUUGCUCAG